Prosopis cineraria is the source of this 3042-nucleotide messenger RNA. Its product is annotated as pentatricopeptide repeat-containing protein At4g39530-like. Lineage: Eukaryota; Viridiplantae; Streptophyta; Magnoliopsida; Fabales; Fabaceae. The record is from RefSeq and is a predicted model, not a curated record. Gene Ontology annotation, biological process: RNA modification. Gene Ontology annotation, molecular function: protein binding; RNA binding.
GUACUUGCGGAAUGCUGAAGUGGAUGGCUUGCGAACCAGAACAUGCGAAGCUCCCAUCACCCCCUGAGGUUUCAAUUGAAACUUCUUCACAAUAUCAAUAUAAACCAAAAUUUCUACUUUUUCUCCACUUUGUCGCAAGCUCUUCUUCCACCAGAGGACCCAUAUCGUCCAAUUCGUAAUCUGAGAAAAAUCAGACGUGAACUAGCCACCUUGUUACAAUCCUCUGAUUCAUCAGUUCACGGGUCAUUAUACAAGAAAAUUCACGCCCACAUCGUGGUGCUGGGCUUUCAACAGGAUGUCUUCCUCGCCAAUAUUCUCUUGCAUAAAUACUCUAAAGGGGAUCUUCUUAGUGAUGCACAGAAUCUGUUUGAUACAAUGCCUGAGAGAAACCUGAUCACUUGGUCUUCUCUGGUUUCUAUGUACACCCAACAUAACUACAAUGAAGAAGCCUUGACGUUGUUCUGCCGAUUCAGAAGAAGCAGCGACCAGAAACCAAAUGAAUACGUUUUGGCCAGUGUCAUUCGAUCUUGCACACAAUUAGGUAGUGUCAGUCAAGCUCUUCAAAUACAUAGUUUUGUUGUUAGAGGUGGCUUCCUUCAUGAUCUUUAUGUUGGCACCUCUUUGAUUGAUUUUUACACCAAACAUGGCGAUAUUGAUGAAGCAAUGCUAGUGUUUUGUGGUCUAGCGUCAAAAAGCUCAGUCACCUGGACUACAAUCAUAGCAGGGUAUAUCAAACAUGGAAGGAGUGACAUUUCCUUAAGUUUAUUCAACCAAAUGAGGGAAACUGAUGUAUCACCGGACAGAUAUAUACUUUCUAGCGUGUUGAGUGCUUGUUCCGUGCUUGAAUUUCUCAGGGGUAAGCAAGUUCAUGCUUAUGUAUUGAGGAGGGGAAUUGACGUUGAUAUCUCAGUGGUAAAUGGACUCGUAGAUUUUUAUUUGAAAUGUCACAGAGUGAAAAACGGUAGGAAAUUGUUUGAUCAGAUGGUAGAAAGAAAUCUUGUUUCAUGGACCACAAUGAUUGCAGGUUACAUGCAGAAUUCAUUUGACUGGGAUGCCAUGAAGCUGUUCCUCGAAAUGGCAAACAUCGGUUGGAAGCCAGAUGCAUUUGCUUGCACGAGCAUACUCACUUCAUGUGGUUCACUGCAGGCUCUGGAAAUGGGAAGGCAAGUGCAUGCUUAUAUUAUCAAGUCCAAUCUACAAGAUGAUAAUUUUGUGAAAAAUGGUUUGGUUGAUAUGUAUGCAAAAUGUGAUUCUUUAACUGAGGCAAGAAAAGUCUUCGAUCUUGUGGCUGGUUAUAAUGUUGUCUCCUUUAAUGCAAUGAUAGAGGGGUAUUGUAAACAAGAGAAGCUGCAUGAAGCAUUAGAUCUUUUCCAUAAAAUGAGGCUAAGUUCAUUGCCACCAACUCUCUUGACAUUUGUAAGCCUUCUUGGGUUAUGUGCUUCCAUAUUUCAUCUAAAACUAAGCAACCAAAUCCACGGCAUCAUUAUCAAACAUGGGUUCUCUUUAGACAUUUUUGCUGGAAGUGCUCUGAUAGAUGUUUAUUCAAAAUGCUCACUUGUUAGGGAUGCCAGACUUGUUUUCGAAGAAACACAUGAGAAAGACAUUGUAGUAUGGAAUGCAAUGUUUUCUGGGUAUUCCCAAAACAUGGAAAGUGAGGAGGCUAUCAAACUUUUCAAAGAUUUACAGAUGUCAAGAAUAAGGCCCAACGAAUUCACUUUUGCUGCUGUAAUUGCAGCAACGAGUAACCUAGCAAGUCUGCAUCAUGGCCAGCAGAUUCAUGACCAAGUCAUUAAGAUGGGUCUUGACAGUGAUCCCUUUGUCACAAAUGCUCUUGUGGAUAUGUAUGCCAAGUGCGGAAACAUCCAAGAGGCUUGCCAAGCUUUUAGUACCACAAGUAUGAGAGACAUUGCCUGUUGGAAUUCAAUGAUCUCUACGUAUGCACAACAUGGAGAAGCAAAAGAAGCUCUUCAGAUGUUUGAAUUCAUGAUUAAGGAAGGAAAAGAACCGAAUUAUGUCACCUUUGUCGGCGUACUCUCAGCAUGUAGCCAUGCAGGACUACUUGACCUUGGCUUUCAUCACUUCAAGUCAAUGGCAGCUCAAUAUGGAAUUGAACCAGGAAUGGAACAUUAUGCUUGUAUGGUAUCCCUCUUGGGCCGAGCUGGGAGAGUAUACGAAGCUAAGGAGUUCAUUGAGACAAUGCCGAUAAAACCAGCAGCAGUAGUGUGGAGGAGUCUGCUCAGUGCAUGCAGAUUCACAGGUCAUGUUGAACUAGGGACAUAUGCAGCUGAUAUGGCGCUUUCAAGUGAUCCAAUGGAUAGCGGAUCAUAUAUCAUGCUUUCUAACAUAUUCGCAUCCAAAGGCAUGUGGUUAGAUGUUAGAAGGGUGAGGGAACAAAUGGAUCUAAGUGGAGUGAUGAAAGAACCAGGUUGUAGUUGGAUUGAAGUAAAUAAUGAGGUCCGCUUGUUUAUUGCCAAGGACACAUCUCAUCGUGACAGUCCACUUAUAGCUUCAGUUUUAGACAACUUAAUUCUGCAGAUCAAAGAGCUUGGUUAUGAGGCUGACAGUGUCAUAAUUCUGGUGGAUGAUUGAGACCAAUCAUAAUGGGAUAAAGUGAUGAUUCGGCGAUUAGGCUCAUUUAGCUUAACUUCAAAAGUUGAUCCUCGAAUGUAAAGUCUCAGCACAACAAUUUAUUAAAUCAACGUUGAGCUUAAAGAAAACUGCAUCAUGGGUUGGUCUAGAGUUAGACAGUGACAGAAGACAUUACAUUCCCCGCGCCCCGGGGGGGGGGGGGGUGGCUCUAACAAUUUAUGAGGCGCUUCAGAAAACAUUAAUAUUUUUCUGGGUUUUUUUUUUCUUUUUGGGGGAUCUACGAGCCAUCUUGGAUACAAGUGUCUUGGGGUGGGUUCCAGAUAUUUCAGUGUUCUUUCCUUAUCCUCCCCCGUAAUUUAUUCAACUUUUUUAAUUGCUAAAAUAUCGCUGCCUUCAUUUUACACACAUACAUGUAUAGAUUUGUGCACAUUGAUAUAGAUGACAAUUUUCUGA